Molecule: messenger RNA, 4136 nt
Organism: Betta splendens (Siamese fighting fish)
Lineage: Eukaryota; Metazoa; Chordata; Actinopteri; Anabantiformes; Osphronemidae
Product: ribosomal protein S6 kinase alpha-2-like
Exons: 22
Coding region: 449-2698 (749 amino acids)
Biological process (GO): protein phosphorylation; intracellular signal transduction
Molecular function (GO): ATP binding; magnesium ion binding; ribosomal protein S6 kinase activity
Source: RefSeq, a predicted model, not a curated record
AGAGAGUGAGGCAGCAGGGGAUGAACACACACACACACGCACACACACACACACGCACACACACACCUCCUGAUUCAGCGGAACAGAUUUAUUCCUGCAGCGCCCGCCGCAAAGCUCCAAACCCGGCAGCACCUGGCCCGUCCGUCGUCCCGCCUGUUCCGUCUGCGCAGAUUAGCGGCUCCGUUACAACUCUGCGCGCGCUCGCUGGCGUCCACUGCGGCGGAGAGGCGGCGACAGGCUGAGCCCCACGGGAGGCGCGAGCGGCGCGUGUGAAUGCGAGUGAUGGGGAAAGUACGAGGCUGCGGCCGCACCGAGGACGCGCCAGUGACGACGCCGCGGGACACAUAAAGGACGCGCAAACGCUCCCCUCCGCGCUUUUUCUGCACCAGGACGCCGCGCAGGGAGAUGUUGACCAUUAUGGGAUAGAUGCACGGGACUGCCGGUUGCCAUGGAUACCAGCACGCGAAAAUUCACAGUGCGGCGAUGGUUUUCCAUCUACUUGAAGAACAAGGCGGCGAGGAACAAGAACAACACCGGCUUCUGUCAGCUGGAGGAUGACAGCAUACUGAAGGAGAUCGACAUCAGCCACCAUGUGAAGGAGGGCUGUGAAAAAGCAGACCCUUCUCAGUUCCAGCUGCUUAAGGUGCUGGGACAGGGAUCCUACGGAAAGGUGUUUCUGGUGAGAAAGAUCAGAGGAGUGGACAGAGGACAGCUGUAUGCCAUGAAGGUCCUGAAGAAAGCGACGCUGAAAGUUCGGGAUCGCGUGCGGUCCAAGAUGGAACGAGACAUUCUGGCGGAAGUCAACCACCCGUUUAUAGUGAAGCUGCAUUAUGCCUUCCAGACAGAAGGGAAGCUCUAUCUGAUCCUAGACUUCCUCCGAGGCGGAGACCUUUUCACCCGACUGUCCAAAGAGGUAAUGUUCACAGAAGAGGACGUGAAGUUUUACCUGGCAGAGCUGGCCCUGGCCUUGGACCAUCUGCACAGCCUGGGGAUUAUCUACAGGGAUCUCAAACCUGAAAACAUUCUUCUGGACGAGGAAGGGCACAUUAAGAUAACCGACUUCGGUUUGAGUAAGGAGGCCAUCGACCACGAUAAGAGAGCCUACUCCUUCUGUGGCACUAUCGAAUACAUGGCUCCCGAGGUGGUGAACCGCAGGGGGCACACGCAGAGCGCAGACUGGUGGUCCUUCGGGGUCCUGAUGUUUGAGAUGUUGACAGGAUCGCUGCCAUUCCAAGGAAAAGAUCGGAAGGAAACCAUGGCUCUCAUUCUGAAGGCCAAGCUGGGAAUGCCGCAGUUCCUCAGUCCUGAGGUGCAGAGCCUAUUACGAGCGCUGUUCAAGAGGAACCCGGCAAACCGCCUCGGUGCUGGACCAGAAGGCGUGGAGGAAAUAAAAAGGCACCGCUUCUUCGCAACCAUAGACUGGAACAAGCUGUACAGGAAGGAGAUGAGGCCUCCUUUCAAACCAACUGUUGGCAGACCUGAAGACACUUUUCAUUUUGACCCUGAGUUCACGUCCAGGACGCCGACAGAUUCUCCUGGCAUCCCUCCCAGCGCAAACACACACCAGCUGUUUCGCGGUUUCAGCUUUGUUGCAUCCAAUCAGAGUCAGGAGCCCAGCGUUGCCACGGUAGCGCCGUCACGGCAGGAGGUGAACACCAUCAACCCCAUAGCCCAUCAUCUCCGUGGCGACGUGGCCUUCGGUGACGUCUAUGAGCUGAAGGAAGAAGUCGCGCAGACUUCAACGGCCGUCUGCAGGAGAUGCCUGCACCGAAUUACUUCAGUGGAAUAUUUGGUGAAGAUUAUUGACAAAACGAGGAAAGAUCCAUCAGAGGAGAUAGAGAUACUGUUGAGAUAUGGACAGCACCCAAACAUCAUCAACUUGAAAGACGUGUUCGAUGAUGGCCAGUGCGUCUUCCUGGUUCAGGACCUGCUGCGAGGAGCGGAGCUGCUGGACAGAGCUCUGCUGCAGCCGGAUUUCACCGAGAGAGACGCAUCAGACAUCAUCUGCACGCUGACGAAGACCGUGGAGUAUUUACACUCGCAGGGGGUUGUGCAUCGGGACUUGAAGCCGAGCAACAUUCGCUAUUCGGACGACAGCGGACUUCCAGAAUCCAUCAGGAUUUGUGAUUUUGGUUUUGCCAAACAGCUGAGAGCAGAAAAUGGGCUGUUGAUGACGCCUUGUUACACGGCCACGUUCAUGGCUCCUGAGGUUCUGAAGAAACAGGGUUACGAUGCAGCUUGUGACAUCUGGAGCCUGGGGAUCCUCCUCUACACCGUGAUCGCUGGCUUCAGCCCGUUUGCCAGCACUCCAGAGGACACGCCAGAGGAAAUCCUGGCUCAAAUCGGCAGUGGGAAAUUCAUUAUCACAGGCGGGAACUGGGACCUGGUGUCCGAUGCUGCCAAGGACAUUGUGAUGAAAAUGCUCCAUGUGGAUCCUCACCAGCGUCUGACUGCUCCCCAGGUUCUGCGUCAUCCAUGGAUUGUGGACAGAGCCCAGCUCUCUGACAGAUCGCUCACCAGACAAGAUGCACUCACUGUCAAGGGGGCUCUGUCUGCCACCUACUCCGCCCUGAGGCGCAGCGUGCCGGCUCCCCUCCUGGAACCCGUCCAGUCGUCCAGCCUGGCUCAGCGCAGAGGGAUCAAGAAGCUGGAGAGUCCACAAGCCCGUUUAAGCCCCAAGGAGAAAGAGUGUCACUAAUACAGACACAUGCAGUGAAGACAGAUAAGCACAAGCCCUGUGACUGAGUGCUUGGAGGCCUGUAACCUGAAUGCAGCAGACGCAUCUCUGUGAAGAGACUAAGCCAAAUUACCUUUAGUAAUGACGCUUCUCAUGUUAGUUAACAACAUGUGAUCAAAUUCCUUAACAAUGUUGACUAUUAGGCUUUUAACUGGAUCCUCUGGGUCUCCCUCGGUUGUUCCGUGACCAUUACAGGCUUGUUUUUUGAAGCUGCCCUUCUAUUCUGGGAAUCCAGAUUUUACACCACUUCCUACAGAACCGGAAGAACUGAGGAGCUGUAGCUGCUAUUUAAAGCAAACACACCUUCACUUCCCGUCAGCCGCGCACGGGAAGGUUAGUACAGUAUCCACAGAUGCAGUCAUUUGUUGCCUGGUUUCUGUAGCUGAGCAUGAGACGAGUUCGUCUAGCCACCAAAACAAAAUCAGAAAAAAAGGGUAUUUUAGUGCCACAUACGAGAUGCCAAGUACACGGAGAGCCAAAUCUGAAGUCUUCCUCAGUCGUGACUAACAUUUGAGGCAGCAAUACUCGAAUCUCCACAGUUAUGCAUGUUACAACUGUAAAUAUCCUACCAAAGGGAAUUUACUUCUUAAGGUAAUAAUGCCACCAAAGUCUUACUGUUCAUAAUAUGCUAGAAAAUGCUAUUUUCAUCUAUUUUGUCUUCCAUAAAUACAGCCUUUAACUCAAAGACUUAUUAAAUGUGUCUCUUCUGCAAUUUUCGAGAUCAAAUGAAAUGUUCUGUGUACAUAUACUAUGUAUUUAUGAUGUUUGUUCUUUUGUAAUGUAUAUAAAAUUAUUGGCUUUAGAUUAGUUUUAAAACAAUGCACUCACUGCGAUACAUUUUGUACAAUGGAGUCAACUCUCAGUGUCAUUGAUCAUCCCGUGUUUGAGUAGCUGCCAUCCGCCUGAAAGCACUGUGGUCUGUUUCUGAUUGUAUUUAAUAAGCUGUGCAAUCACAAACACGAGGUAAAACUAAAGCGCUUGCAGAUACGAGUAGCACACAUGUAGAUCAUGACACACUAUAACCACACACAAUUACUGCUCAAAGCUAUAUGUUACCUAAAAACACUGUAGGUAGUUAUUGUUUUCAGUGACACUGGGGCUGAUGCUGACGAGGUCGGAGAAGGCGUUCACAACCUUAAGUUCAGGAGAGAAUAAAGCUGUAAAUACAGUUUCCUACUUUAGUAGAAAACUGUAUUUACAGUGAGUAAGACUGUGUAUAUAUGGUGCAGUACAACUGUCAGCAAUCAGUAAUACUGUAUAUAUUGUGUUUGAUUAUAUACUGAGAUUGUACAUAUCACCCUGUGUUGUAUCCACUGCAUCCACUGCUCAGAGUGGACAUACUGACCGUUCCUGGCCAUUCGUUGGCCUGUGUUUUACAAAUAAAGAGAGACGAAAGAUA